AUGAGCCCCAUCAGCGGGCACCACCGCAAGCGGGACGAUGUCCACCCCCUCGAGGGCGCCUUCGGCUCCUUCGCCCGGGUCGCGGUCCUCGCGAUCGCCGCCUACUUCGCGUACGACAUCCGCCUCUUCGCGGUGCGCGAGUACGGCCGGAUCAUCCACGAGUUCGAUCCGUGGUUCAACUUCCGUGCCACGCAGUACCUGGCGGACAACGGGUGGAAGAAGUUCAGCACCUGGUUCGACUACAUGAGCUGGUACCCGCUCGGCCGGCCGGUGGGCACCACCAUCUACCCCGGGAUGCAGGUCACCGCCGUGUCCAUCUACAACACGCUCAAGGCGCUCGGAUCGAACUACGCCAUGUCGCUGAACGACGUCUGCGUCUUCUUCCCCGCGUGGUUCGGCGCGGUGGCCACCAUGCUCGUCGCCUUCCUCACCGCGGAGUGCAGCGGAAGCGCCAACUCCGCGGUCAUCGCGGCGCUCGUCAUGUCCGUCGUCCCCGCGCACACGAUGCGUUCCGUCGCGGGCGGGUACGACAACGAGUCCCUGGCGGUGACCGCGAUGUGCCUCACGUUCUUCGUGUGGUGCCGGUCGCUGCGCAACGAACGCAGCUGGUGGAUCGGAUCCCUCGCGGGGCUCGCGUACGUGUACAUGGUCGCCGCGUGGGGAGGGUACACCUUCGUCCUCAACAUGGUGGGACUCCACGCCGCGACGCUCGUGCUGCUCGGCCAGUACUCCACGUCGCUUCACCGCGCGUACUCGCUCUUCUGGAUCAUCGGCACCCUCGGCGCGAUCCAGUUCCCCGUCGUCGGACUGGCGCCCGUCAAGUCGCUCGAGCAACUCGGCCCGGCGUUCGUCUUCCUCGGCAUGCAGGUUCUGGCGUUCGGCGAGAGGCUGGUCAAGUCCAGGGGCGCGGGCGGCGCCGAGGCUUGGAGAAUUCGCGUCAACGUCUACGCCGGCGCCGCCGUCGCCGCGUGCGUCGCGAUCGCCGCGCUCGCGCCCACCGGCUACUUCGGCCCGCUCUCCGUCCGCGUCAAGGGCCUGUUCAAGAUGCACACGCGCACGGGUAACCCGCUGGUGGACUCCGUCGCUGAGCACCAGCCGGGGACGCCGGAUGCGUACUGGCGGUACCUCCACUACUCGUAUUACGUCGCGCCGCUCGGCUUCGUCGUAUCCUCGGCGCACUACGUGAAGACCCGGGACGCGUCCGCGCUGUUCCUGCCGCUCUACGCCGUCACGGCGUACUACUUCGCCAACCGCAUGGUCCGUUUGAUCAUCUUCCUCGGUCCCAUCGCCAGUUCUCUCACGGGCGUCGGCGCGGGUUACCUCCUCGACGAUUUAAUCGAUAACGCCAGGUGGGCGCAGAGGUACCUCGUCGUCCGGGACGGGGCGGAAGGGUCCGACGACUCCGAGGACGACUCCAAUGACGCAAAGGCCGCCGCCACGAACGGCAAGGAGAAGCCCGCGCCCUUCUCGCCCAAUCUCGCCAAGAAGGCGGGCAAGAAGGCUGCGAAAUCCAAGAGUGGCUCACAGGGCUCCGUCGCCGACGACUUCAAGGCGAAGAUGAUCGAGCCCCUGGUCAAGACGUACAACUCCAAGAAUGGGCGCGCCACGCGGUCCUUGGUGUGCGUCGUCCUACUCCUGUGGGGCUGCAGCCACGCCCGCCCGUUCUGGGAUUACUCCCACAUGAUGGCCCGCGGUAUGUCGCAGCCGUCCGUCAUGUUCAAGGGAACCCUGCAGGAUGGCAGAACGGUCAUGGUGAAGGACUACGUCGAGGCGUACCACUGGCUCCGCGACAACACCCCGGAGGAUUCCCGCGUCAUGGCGUGGUGGGACUACGGCUAUCAGAUCGCGGGCAUGGCCAACCGCACUUCCAUCGCCGACGGUAACACGUGGAAUCACGAGCACAUCGCCAACCUCGCCAGGGCUCUCACCGCUCCCGAGGAGAAGGCUCACAGGGUCAUUCGACACCUCGCGGACUACGUCCUGGUGUGGGCGGGCGGCGGCGCGGACGACCUCGCCAAAUCCCCGCACUUAUUCCGCAUCGGUAAGUCCAUCGGCCACGACACCGGCACGGUCGACAUGUACGAGAUUCAGUCCAAGUUUGGCGUGGACCAGUACGGGCGCCCGACGCCGAUGAUGGCCAACUCGCUGCUGUACAAGCUGGUCUCCUUCCAGGGCAAGGUUUCCGAGGAGCGAUUCAGGGAGGUUUACACGUCCAAGUUCCGCAAAGUUCGCAUCUACGAGGUCGUCAACGUGUCGCAAAAGUCCAGGCAGUGGCUCGCGGACCCGGAGAACCGCAUGUGCGACGCCCCCGGGUCUUGGUACUGCCCGGGCCAGUACCCCCCCGCGCUGGCCAAGUUCACGGGUAUCAUCAAGCCGGCGUACCGGAUGCCGGCGUUCGCAAAGCAGCAGAUCGAGGAGCGCGCCAGGCGCGAGGCGGAGAAGAAGGAGGCGGCGGCGCAGAAGGCGGCGGAGAAGAAGGCUGCGGAGGAGUUGAGGAAGGCGACCGACGGACAGGCGGCUCACGAGGACCUCUAAGUUUCCCAAGUGUUAGACCCGAUUUCUUCAAAAAAGUGUUUUGCUUC
Molecule: messenger RNA, 2582 nt
Organism: Micromonas commoda
Lineage: Eukaryota; Viridiplantae; Chlorophyta; Mamiellophyceae; Mamiellales; Mamiellaceae
Product: glycosyltransferase family 66 protein
Exons: 1
Coding region: 1-2535 (844 amino acids)
Cellular component (GO): membrane
Molecular function (GO): oligosaccharyl transferase activity
Source: RefSeq, a predicted model, not a curated record